Messenger RNA from Chanos chanos (milkfish), 1582 nucleotides. RefSeq names its product glucose-6-phosphatase catalytic subunit 3 (gene g6pc3). Bases 81 to 1100 code for a protein of 339 amino acids. NCBI's taxonomy places the organism in Eukaryota, Metazoa, Chordata, Actinopteri, Gonorynchiformes, Chanidae. The transcript is spliced from 7 exons. Gene Ontology annotation, cellular component: membrane. Gene Ontology annotation, biological process: glucose 6-phosphate metabolic process; gluconeogenesis. The record is from RefSeq and is a predicted model, not a curated record. Gene Ontology annotation, molecular function: glucose-6-phosphatase activity.
GUGGAACGUGGGAUACAGUGGAGUAAUUUACAGGUUAGCUCGAGGAGAGAUUGAUCGCAAAUAGAUAGAAAUAGUAAGACAUGGAAACAAUGCACAGGCAAGGCGUUUUGAUGGCUGAGGCUCUUCAGCAGAAAACAAGAGACUAUACAGAUUUUUGGCUGUUUGCUUCUCAUAUGGGAGACCCUAAAGCGGCUUUUCUCCUCGUUUUUCCAAUUACGUUUUAUCUUCACCGACGAAGUGGCAUUGCAGUUGUCUGGAUAGCUGCACUUUCCGAGUGGCUUAAUCUAGUGUCAAAAUGGAUAUUGUUUGGAGAAAGACCAUUUUGGUGGAUAGGGGAAUCUCGUUUGUUUGAGAAGAACCAACCUCAAGUCCAACAGUUCCCUGCCACAUGUGAAACUGGUCCAGGCAGUCCCUCUGGUCAUCUCAUGAUCAGUGGUGCAGUUUGGUGGGUGGUGGUCUCUAGCCUUGCCUCUUUUCUUCACUCACGCACUGGCAGUAAACUGUUGUCAGCGGUGCCUUACCUGUUUUAUGUGAUGGCUCUGGUGGCAAUUGGCCUGUCCCGGAUCUUCAUUUUGGCUCAUUUUCCUCACCAAGUCGUUGCCGGGUUCGUGACUGGAAUAAUGUUAGGAGUAAUUCUGAACCGCUCAAUACCAGAACAUCGCCCUCUACUGUUUUUCCUGUGGUCCAGCAUGGCCUUGCUCUUUGGAGCUUUGCUUUUUUAUGCUGGACUGGGCAAACUUGGGAUUGACCUGUCUUGGUCUAUUUCGCUGGCUAAGAAAUGGUGUUCUCGGGCGGAGUGGAUUCGCAUGGACACAGCCCCUUUCUCUUCUCUGACUCGUGAUGCUGGGGCUUUACUGGGCUUGGGUUUUGCCCAGUUCUGGAAGCCUGGUGGAUGGGACAUGCCCUGGACCCCAAGAACGCUCUGCAUAGCCCUGUCCUCCAUGGCACUUUACCACAUUGGCCGAUUUCCUCUGCCUACUGUUCCCCCUCUUCUCUUCUAUUCUCUCUUCUUUGUCAAAUACACCAUUGUGCCACAGGUUGUCAUGGUGCUGAUUCCAGGCCUUGUGCAUCUCCUCACAGCCAAGCCAAAAAGGGAAUGACCGUCCCAAUGCAAUCCAGGGACUCACCUUGGAAAUCAAGGACAUUACCGCUGGUCUUCAUCCUGAGUCCUCAAGAUUGAUUACAUUUAAAAUGUCCACAUUUUAAUCAUUAGGAGGCAAUAGUAAAGAUUUAUGGAUCUCUCUCCAUUGCUGUAUAAAUGCUGUUGCAUUCAUAUAUUGUUGUACUAAGAGAAGUUUACCAAACUGUGUUAGUUUUAUAAGUGAUGCUUAGUGUAAAAACCAUUGUUAUUUUAUGAAUUCCAAAACCUCCCCAUGGUGAAGGUUGGUUCCGUUUUUUGGGGGGGAAAAAUCUACUUAAUAUCUACUUAGCUUCAAAAGAAAUGACAGCUGAAAUAUGAAUUUCCAGACCUAAGGGUAAGUGUUUAGUCCAGCAUUAAUACAUGUUUCUGAGUAUUAUAUCUUUGUCAAAUCUUUGUGAGGCAAUUUGAAAUAAUUAAGAUGUCAUUCACUCUUCUCUGAAA